Messenger RNA from Selaginella moellendorffii, 3482 nucleotides. Its product is annotated as DNA mismatch repair protein MSH1, mitochondrial. The coding region runs from base 56 to 3349 and encodes 1097 amino acids. Gene Ontology annotation, cellular component: nucleus. Gene Ontology annotation, molecular function: mismatched DNA binding; ATP-dependent DNA damage sensor activity; ATP binding. Lineage: Eukaryota; Viridiplantae; Streptophyta; Lycopodiopsida; Selaginellales; Selaginellaceae. The record is from RefSeq and is a predicted model, not a curated record. The transcript has 24 exons. Gene Ontology annotation, biological process: mismatch repair.
GAGCAAGAAAGAACCCUACGAGGCGGGAAGGGAGAGGAAGGCGCGCACGAUCCCGAUGUGGAGCGCGCUACAUCGGAUGAGGCAGGCGCGGCAGGAUUUUCUUGUUGCCUCGAGAUUCCAAUCUCAGGGUUUCUCCAUCGACAAUGCAUCCAGGAGAUUGAGCUGUGGGAAGCUAAGCACGAUGAGUGGAAGCGUUGUGAAGAUGAAAAGGAGGCAGAGCUACGUCCCGGUUGAUGAUCGGGAUAAGGAGCAUAUUUGUUGGUGGCAAGAACGCAUGAACUUGUGUCAAAAGCCUACUACCAAAGAAAUGAUAAAGCUUUUGAUUCCGACUAAUCUGCUCGGGCUCGACCCCAACUUGCGUCAUGGAAGCUUAAGAGAUGGAAGCCUGAACGCUGAGCUACUGGAUGCUAAAAGAAAAUUUCCUCGAGAAGUUCUUCUGUGUAGAAUUGGCGAGUUUUAUGAAGCGUGCGGUUUUGACGCCUGCAUUUUGGUAGAGUUUGCAGGCUUGAAUCCAAUGGGUGGGAUACGCGCUAAUGCUUCUCCAAGAGCAGGCUGCCCUAUUGCGAACUUGCGCCAGACACUUGACAAUAUCACCCAGCAAGGACUUUCGGUGUGUGUAAUGGAAGAGGUUCAGGGUGCUGCUCCAUCAAAGUAUCGGAAAGACAGAUUUAUUGCAGGCCAUGCUCAUCCAGGAAGUCCGUACAUUUACGGCCUCGCCGCAGCAGAGAGUGAUUUUGAAUUUCCAGAGCCAUGCCCCGUAGUCGGGAUCUCUCAAUCGGUGCGCGGGUACACUUUCGUCUCUGUUUUGGAAAUGAUGAGGACGUAUACUGUCGAAGAUGGACUCACCGAAGAAGCACUUGUCACGAAACUGCGAUCAGUGCAGUAUCAACAGCUUUUUCUCCAUCGCUCACUAAGAGGAAACUCCUCAGGAAGCGUUAGAUGGGGAUCCUCUGGGGAUGGAGCACUCCUGUGGGCAGAAUGCAAAGGCAAAGACGUAGAGUGGUUUGACCGGGAUCCAGUUUCCUUUCUCUUAGAUAAGGUUAAGGAGAUGUAUGACAUUGAGGACCAAGCUGAAUUUCGGGAAAUUGCAAGACCGUCGUUGAAAAGGCCUCGGCCAGUUUACCUGGGGACAGCCUCUCAAGCUGGCAUUUUGCCGGUGCCGGAAAUUCCGAGCUUGCUAAAAGUUCUUGUACCGUCGGACACCACCAGUCUCUGCGUCAGGUAUUUGCGAGACCUGUUAUUAAAUCCACCGCCUUACGCUACAGCUGCGGCUAUUCAAGAGUGUCUAAAGUUAAUGACUUCUGUGAAAUGCUCUAUUCCGGAGUUUUUAUGUGUAUCAGCUGCAAAGCUGGUGAAACUAAUUGGAGCUAGGGAAGUCAAUCAUCUUGAAUUUUCGCGCAUAAAACAUCUUGCAGAGGAUGUAUUGUACAUGCAUGAGAACGACAGUCUGAGAGACAUAUUUCAUUUGCUUCUUGAGCCCACUAUAUUAGCAAGUGGUUUACAAUUGGAAGCUGAACAACUGGUGACUGAUUGUAAGCAGCUGGUUGAUAGAAUCAGUUCUGUGAUCUCUUGUACGGGCGAUCCAGAGCAGCUCAUUAAUUCGUACGAACAUGUUCCGGAUGAUUUCUUUAUUGAUUUUGAAUCGAGCUGGAAAGGUCGCGUACAACGCAAACUUUCUGAAGAUUUUUAUGCCGAUGUUGACAGAAAUGCUGCAGAACUCAAUUCAGCGAUUGUAGGUGAUUUUCUUCCGGUUUUGGCAAGGGCAAAGUCUUUAGUAAGAUCCUGCUACGGUAAUGGCAACGGUGAAAUCUGCUACGUUCCGGACCAUCAAGCGGUCUGGUUCAAGGGAAAGGGUUUUAUGCCACUUCUGUGGGGCUCUGAGACACCCGGUGAGGAAGAAAUAAAACGUUUGAUUCCUGCGCUAGACUCCAAAGGCAAAAAAGUUGGAGAUGACUGGCACACCACAGGAAGAGUAGAAUCUGCGGUCAUGAGCUACCGAGAAGCCGCAACUAAAGCAAAUUUUGCUGUUGUUAAGGCACUCCGAUGCCUUUCAGACGAUGUAAGGACGUAUCUGAACACAAUAAUUUUUAUUUCCAUGUUCUGUGUGAUAGCCAAAGCUUUUUUCGCGCAUGCCAGUGAGGGAAAACGUCGCAAAUGGGUGUUCCCUGUUCUUGGUGGUGAACAGGAGCCUCUUGUUUUCUCUGGGCUCUUGCCAUAUUGGCUAGAUUCAACACAGGAUUUUGCAAUACCAAACUCGUUCGAAAUGAGCUCUAUUUUUCUUCUUACGGGUCCCAACGGCGGAGGAAAGUCGAGUUUGCUGAGAUCCGUUUGCGCGGCUACUUUGUUGGGAUUAUGUGGACUUAUGGUUCCGGCAUCUAAAGCUGUCAUCCCACAGCUCGACUCCAUCAUGUUAAGAGUGGUUUCUCAAGAUAGUCCCUCGGAAGGCAAAAGCCUAUUUCAGAUGGAAAUGGCAGAGUUGAAGACUUUGUUACUUGAGACAACUCGGAGAAGUCUUGUCCUUGUAGAUGAGCUUUGCAAGGGAACCGACGUACAGAAAGGGACUUGCAUAUUGGCCAGUGUUCUGGAGAAUUUUGACAGGCUCGGCUGCCUGGGAAUUGUCUCUACUCACCUUCAUGGGCUUCUAGAUAUGAAGCUCGACACCAACAAUGUCGUCUUGAAAGCAAUGGGGACAAGAAAGGUAUUACAAGGCGGGCUACAACCGACCUGGGAGCUCAUCGAUGGAGAAUGCAGGGAGAGCUUGGCUUUCGAGACCGCGAAGGGGGAAGGUGUGACGGAAGAGAUUUUGGACAGAGCCAGGGAAUUAUACGAAGAGAUGCAGAAGAAAUAUCUCUCGCAAAGUAAGCCGAUGGUAGACGGUAAUGAAGUGCGCCAUGAAAGUACUCUUGACAGCAACGCAGCUGCGUCAUCAGUGCCACGCAUCCAAGGUGCGAGAAAUCUGAAGGAUCUGGAACAAGAAGUUUUGAGGAUCUGCAAGGACCAGCUGAAUGGAACUUUCGUUCUCUCUAGCACUUGUUAUUUCGUUGGCGCGCGCCAGCAACCUCCACCCUUCACUUCGAAUCACUCUUGCGUCUACAUUCUUCAUAGACCAGACGGAAAGUUUUACGUUGGACAGACGGAUAAUCUAUCUGGACGAAUUGCUUCACAUCGUACGUCUAUGGGACUAAAGCAGGCACCUUUUUUAUACUUGCCAGUGUCCAACAAGAGUGUGGCUUGUCAGUUGGAGACCGCUCUUAUUACACAGCUCACACAACAGGGAUUGAACCUCGUGAACAAAGUUGAUCAAAGGCAUAAGCAUUUUGGGAUCAGCCCAGUCGAGGCUCCAUUUUGAGCCAGCGAGUCAGCAGUUUUUGCCCGGAGUAACUUACUUAUAAGAGAUUUUAUAUGCAUAUUGCGAGCUUCUAAGAUUUUUGAGGUGAACUUUCAAGUUUUUAAAGAUAGUACGCAUAUUUUUCUUCUUGUAA